Messenger RNA from Filobasidium floriforme, 1092 nucleotides. RefSeq names its product putative 3-ketoacyl-CoA reductase. The transcript is spliced from 7 exons. The coding region runs from base 1 to 1092 and encodes 363 amino acids. Gene Ontology annotation, cellular component: endoplasmic reticulum. NCBI's taxonomy places the organism in Eukaryota, Fungi, Basidiomycota, Tremellomycetes, Filobasidiales, Filobasidiaceae. Gene Ontology annotation, biological process: fatty acid elongation. The record is from RefSeq and is a predicted model, not a curated record. Gene Ontology annotation, molecular function: ketoreductase activity.
AUGGUCGCAGAACCGUUCGUCGCCGCUCACUCGGCUCACGCUAGCGAUUCCGUCGGACAUCACAUCAUCCACAUCUUCGGGAAACCUAUCGUUAUGGACGUUCCUGUCUCUGCGGUCAUCCUUUCUCUGAUCGGAGCGAUCGCUCUAGGAAAGCUGGUCGUCUCCAUCCUCGUCUUCCUCGCCGAGACUUUCCUCUUCACCGGAGAAAGCUUGAAGACAUUCGGAGCCAAACAAAACAGAUGGGCAGUAAUCACCGGUUGUACGUCCGGGAUCGGGGAAGCUUUCGCCAAGCAACUCGCCAGGGCUGGAUUCAACGUGUGUUUGAUCGGGAGGAACGUGGAGAGUCUGAGGAAGCUGGAGCAAGAAAUCUCGGCCAAGUCGCCCUUGGUGCAGACCACCGUCAUCCCCAUCGACCUCUCUCAUCCGACUCCGGAAACAUUCUCCGCCUACUCUAAAUGGAUCGCCCAGCCUGAAGUCCAAGUCGGCGUGUUGGUCAACAACGCUGGGGUUUCUCACUCGAUGCCGGUGUCUUUCGCCGAGACAACUUUGGAGGAGAUGGACAACAUCUUGCAGGUCAACAUCCACGCCACCCUCCUCCUGACCCGUCUUACCCUCCCGCACCUGCUCACCAAGAAAUCCACCCCUGGUCCCAAAGUCAAAUCCCUCAUCCUCAACAUCGGUUCUUUCGGCGGGACCGUGCCCUCCCCUUUACUGGCUACUUAUUCCGCCUCAAAAGCUUUCCUCGCGACCUGGAACAAGGCUCUGGGUGAAGAGGUCAAGAAGGAUGGCGUUGUCGUUAGGCUCGUCUUGCCCGGUUUCGUCGUCUCGAAGAUGUCCAAGAUCAGGCGUCCGUCGAUGAUGGUCCCCACCCCGCAGACGUUCGUCUCAUCCACCCUAAAGUCUAUCGGACUGAACCGAGGCGCACAGUCGAGGGUAUACGAGUCCACUCCGUAUUGGACUCACGCGGCGAUGGAUUACAUCGUCGGAUUCGUGCCUGAGAGUAUUACCGUUUGGUACAACUUGAGGCUGCACAAGGAUAUCAGGGCGAGGGCUUUGAAGAAACAACAGCGAGACAAGCUCAAGAGCCAGUAG